Cotesia congregata is the source of this 519-nucleotide messenger RNA. The record is from the annotation of a GenBank genome assembly. Lineage: Eukaryota; Metazoa; Arthropoda; Insecta; Hymenoptera; Braconidae.
AUGUACCACAACUUCUUCAAGCACAUCGACAUCGAGCCUUCAAACGCGCAUAUUUUAGACGGCAACGCCGCGGACUUGGAGCUAGAGUGCCACAACUUCGAGAAGAAGAUCCAGGAAGCGGGAGGCGUGGACCUCUUCAUCGGAGGAAUCGGCCCGGACGGGCACAUUGCAUUCAACGAGCCCGGCUCGUCGCUGGCUUCUCGCACCAGAGUCAAGUCCCUGGCCCAGGACACGCUCGAGGCGAACAAGCGCUUCUUCGACAACGACAUCGAGAAGGUACCCAAGCAGGCGCUCACUGUCGGAGUCGGCACUGUCAUGGACGCCAAAGAGGUCAUGAUCCUCAUCACCGGGUCACAUAAAGCCUUUGCGCUCUACAAGGCCAUUGAGGAGGGCAUUAAUCACAUGUGGACUGUCUCUGCCUUCCAGCAACACCCACACGCGCUUUUUAUCUGCGACGAGGACGCCACGCUAGAGCUUCGCGUUAAGACGGUCAAGUACUUCAAGGCUCUCAAAAAGUAA